GUCAGCUUCCCUCGAUCUUUUUUAAUCGACGGGUUCAUCGAUAAUUCAGAAGCGAGCGUCUCCGGUGGCAGCGCGUGGCGCACAGCCCAAGAACAUUCCGAGCGCGAAGAUCCUACGGAAGCGGGUCAAAUCAAAAGCAAAAGCAAAAACGAGAAGCACGGGAAUAGAGAAGGGAGAGGCAGAAGAUGGAAAUAAGUCGAAAGCGGAAUGGUGAUACCACGACGAAGCGGGGGGACAAGGAAGAAACGCGAGAAUCGCGGAGGAGAAAAGACGGAUAGGUGGUUCUCGCUUCCACGAAAGACGACAGAAAAAGGAAGAAGAGGCCGAGCAACGGUGGUCCGCGUGCCGCCGUUGGGUCGGGUCGGGUUAGAUUGGGUUGGGUUGCGUGGGGUUGAGAUAGCCGGGCGGUGGGAGGACGGGUGAUCGGUAGGUGGCAUGCUGACGUCAUCGUAGCAGCAUCAUCAGCCGCGUGGGCCAAUAGGGACGCUCACUCGAGCCAGGUCCAUCGAUCCGCCGGCUGCUGUCGUGUGUGCGUCCCGGGUUAUGACGUCCGUGAGUGACGUCAUCGUUAGCGCCGUUCGCCGUUCGCCGCCGUCGCUACACACGCUACGGUUUUAAUAUAGCGGAGGAACGCGCGCGAUCCGGACUCAGUUACGCGGCGGCCGGCCACCCGUGCGAGAGCGUGUCGCUUUCUUGUUAAACAAGUCCGGUGCUGUUUUCUUCUCUCUUCAUCUAUCGCUACUCUCUGUCCACUUUAACUAUCUAUCCUGUCGGGGUGUCCGUCAGUCUGGUGUUUCGCUACUUCCGCGUGCAGCGUAAUCGGCCCGUGGAAACGCGCGUCCAGUGAGAAAACUUGGGAUUACACGCGAGGAAGAAACCCGGUGGUGCAGCCAAGGACGUUUGUGUUUGAGUUUCGCGUGACCAGCGGCAGAGAGGGAGGGCUACCGCGUGGUUUCGCGUACGGGACUCCGUGCGUCUCGUACUACCUUCCCGAUUGCAUUCUGUUGCCCUUGAUACUCCAAAGGGCCGGAGAGGAGGAGGAACUCCGGUACCUUCCGGAAACCUCGAAGUUUCGUGCUACGCUUUUCUGACUGUUUCACGAGAUAUCAUAGUUUUCACGAGAGAAAAGGAAAGGAAGAUCGUCUGAAGACUUCGAAUCUCGUGCUAAGUUUUCGACCGUUUCCUGUUGUCCUCGGUUCUCCAAAAGAAAAAGAGGACGAAACCGAUACCAAACGCGUAGAUCGAGUCGCAAGGUCAGCCGAUCCGUACAGAAGUUCGACACCGUUCGAUAUAGGGAGACGUGCACUCCGAAAACUGAAAGAAUGAUGUCGAUAACGGAGGAACGAUAAAUUAGAAGUUGACGAGUUACUGAUCAAGAGUCUGCAUGCGAGUGCCCAAGGCAGAACUGUUCGGGCUCCUUGAUGGAGCGCUGACCUCCGAAGACGUCAGGAAGGCCUCUUCUAGCCCUACGACGUCUCACACAGGUCGGUGAUAACACGUGUGUCGUCGUCGCUUCUGUUUCUGUUUCCAUGUGCUGUGGGGCAGCUACACUCACCGAACGGAGACAGCGAUAACAGCAACGGUAGCCAGCGUGCGGUAGCUGUUACACGUAACGACGUAGAACAGCAGCAACACCCGCACCGCCAGCGGCAGCAACGGCCAGCGACAGCUACCGUUCCAGUUCUUUCUUGCACAAAUCAUUCUUCUACGACCACGACAACCACCGCCUUUACGGUAGCGUCAAGUAUGCUUCUUCUACAGACACAGAGCCCUUUCGGAUGUAGCACGCUAGCAGAUUUAUUGAGCGCGUCGUACUCGGAUCCUGCGGAUGCGGGAAGCUUACCCGAGGAAUUGGACCCGUUUCCGGAACUGCAGCUCGGCAAUCCUCAAGGUGUCCCAACCGCCGACGAGUCGGCACAGUCCCAGCAAGCCGUGCAUCACCAACAACCGCCACAACCGCCUCCAUCUGCAGCUCCUCUUCCCGAAGACGUCCAAGCUGAUUCGCUUAGCUCAACACCCUUGCCGAGCUUCCAAGAGACCUACACAGCUCCCCGGUAUACUAGACAGGAACUUCAAGUCCUCGGCAUUAAGAUGGACGAGGACUGUUACGACAACCCGGUGUAUCCAUGCGGCACGGGUCACUAUCCCACCGAGUUCUCGCCCACGAUGCCCUACCACGAUCACCAGCAACAGCCUCAGCAGCAGCCGCACCAUCAUCAUCAUCAUCACCCCCACCAGCAACAGCAACCACCUCCCCAGCCGCAACACCACCACCAUCAUCACCAGGGUUACUUUGCCACGGAGACGGCGCCCACGCCGACAACGGCGGUUCCGUCUCCGUUGAAUCAUCGGCAGGAUUCGCCAUACGGUGCAGCUGUAAGCGUCCCCAUGGUCUACGGACCACCACCGGCCAUAACUGGCGGUGCUACCCCCGUGGCACCUACAGAUCUCUGCCCCAACGUCGACAACGUCGUCGUCAGGACGUCACGAGCGCGACGAGCGUCUUUGCCCACGCAAAGGUUAGAGUCCGUCAGUAGUAGCAGCACAGAAUCCCUAAAAGCACGUGGCGGCAGUGGGACCGGAAGUUCAGUGAGCUCUCCCUCGUCCGGAAGCGGAGCAAGCAAUGAGCGAGCGCCUCCUAGCCCGAGUCAACUGUGCGCUGUUUGCGGGGACACGGCGGCGUGUCAACAUUAUGGUGUGCGUACGUGCGAAGGUUGCAAGGGCUUCUUUAAGAGGACCGUGCAGAAGGCCUCGAAGUACGUGUGCCUCGCCGAGAAAGCUUGCCCUGUUGACAAACGUCGACGGAAUCGUUGCCAAUUUUGUCGCUUCCAGAAGUGCCUGAUGGUCGGCAUGGUCAAGGAGGUGGUCAGGACAGACUCCUUGAAGGGCCGCAGGGGUAGGUUACCCUCGAAGCCGAAAUCACCACAGGAGUCACCUCCUAGCCCACCAGUUUCCUUGAUCACCGCUUUGGUGCGCGCACACUUGGACACCACGCCUGAUCAGGCUAGCCUAGAUUACUCGCAGUAUAGGCAACCUAGACCAGGCGAUCUACCGAUCACCGAAGCGGAGAAAACGCAACAGUUCUACAAUCUUCUCACCACCUCCAUCGACGUGAUUCGAAAUUUCGCGGACAAAAUACCUGGCUUCACGGACCUACUUCGGGAGGACCAGGAGUUACUUUUCCAAUCGGCAAGUCUGGAACUCUUCGUUCUGCGGUUGGCGUACCGUACAAAACCAGAAGACACCAAGUUGACGUUUUGCAACGGCGUGGUCCUCGCGCUGGAGCAAUGUCAACGCAGCUUCGGCGAUUGGCUUCACAGCAUUCUCGAGUUCUGCAAAGCUCUUCACGUUCUCGACGUAGACAUUAGCGCUUUUGCCUGUCUCUGUGCUCUCACCCUCAUUACUGAAAGGUACGGCCUGAAGGAGCCUCAUCGCAUGGAGCAGCUGCAAAUGAAAAUCAUCUCGUCCCUACGCGACCACGUGACCUACAACGCCGAAGCGCAGAGGAAAGCGCACUACCUGUCCCGGCUGUUGGGAAAACUACCAGAACUGAGGAGUCUGUCGGUGCAGGGCCUCCAGCGUAUCUUCUACCUGAAACUGGAGGACCUGGUGCCGGCGCCGCCGCUGAUCGAGACGAUGUUCGUCGGUAGUCUGCCGUUCUAACUCGCCUCGCCGAGCCAAGCCUAAGAAGGCUGUCGUCGCGUAGGACAAUUCACUCGCGAGAUCCGUGCGGUCGCGUACACGAUUAAGUUUCCUUAGUUCUAAACGUACACGUAGUCUCUACUAUCUUCGUUGCGUGUAUCCUCACAUGGUUUAUCACGAGUGUCGUAAUCGUCGUCCCACGUGUCGGCUCCGAUCGAACACGUACGCGGACACUUUCGACGCUCGACACCCCCAAGGGCUGAGAGAUACUUGGACGUUCGAUGUAUGCGUGUGUGCAUGGAUGUUGAAUUCAGACAAAAUUCCCUCAACGUAUGGACGAGUGAACGGCGUUCACUAAACGCGUGGAUGAAUGACUUCGUGAUGUGUCGGAAGAGAGGGGGAAGGGGAGGGGGGACAAAUGUUACUAUCGUUACUACUACUACUAUUACCGCUAUUACUACUUAAAUACUGUACGAUGUAAUGACUAUUCUUGCUAUCGAGAGCGCAGACACCCGAGCAGUCGAUGGUCGUCCCGGAUUCACGGCGAAUCCUCGUGGUCUAGAACAGGAAACCAGCGACGAAACGAACGACGGAUCAUCCUCGUGUACGAGAUAAUCGAGACAACCGAGGGUGCCCAAUCAUGGAGUGUUCACUAAGCUGGCGAUUCGACUAACGGCUACGUUAUAUAUUUCCCCCAAAACGUGCACAAAAAGGAGCAAAAAAAAAAAAAAAGAAGAA
Molecule: messenger RNA, 4380 nt
Organism: Hylaeus volcanicus
Lineage: Eukaryota; Metazoa; Arthropoda; Insecta; Hymenoptera; Colletidae
Gene: Hr38
Product: probable nuclear hormone receptor HR38
Exons: 8
Coding region: 1747-3663 (638 amino acids)
Biological process (GO): regulation of transcription by RNA polymerase II; cellular response to corticotropin-releasing hormone stimulus
Cellular component (GO): transcription regulator complex; nucleus
Molecular function (GO): zinc ion binding; nuclear glucocorticoid receptor binding; RNA polymerase II cis-regulatory region sequence-specific DNA binding
Source: RefSeq, a predicted model, not a curated record